This is a messenger RNA of Dipodomys ordii (Ord's kangaroo rat), 1462 nucleotides long. RefSeq names its product CD1d molecule (gene Cd1d). Gene Ontology annotation, biological process: antigen processing and presentation, endogenous lipid antigen via MHC class Ib; antigen processing and presentation, exogenous lipid antigen via MHC class Ib; immune response. The record is from RefSeq and is a predicted model, not a curated record. Gene Ontology annotation, cellular component: external side of plasma membrane. NCBI's taxonomy places the organism in Eukaryota, Metazoa, Chordata, Mammalia, Rodentia, Heteromyidae. Gene Ontology annotation, molecular function: lipopeptide binding; endogenous lipid antigen binding; exogenous lipid antigen binding. The transcript has 6 exons. The coding region runs from base 52 to 1065 and encodes 337 amino acids.
UCGGAGCCUGGGUCUAGGCGGAGCUCGGGCGAGGUUCCCAGGUCCCAGGCCAUGGGUUUUCUGCGGUGCUGGUUGCUUUGGGUGCUCCCUCAGGUUUGGGGAAGUUCUAAGGUCCUGGAAAGCCGGCUCCCUUUGCGUGCCCUCCAGAUCUCCUCCUUUGUCAACAGCAGCUGGAUGCGCACCGAUUGCUCGGCAUGGCUAGGGGAUCUGCAGACGCACCGCUGGGACAACGCCUCGGACACCAUUGAAUUUGUGAAGCCUUGGGCUCAGGGCAAACUGAGCCUUCAUCAGUGGGAGAAUCUACAGCAUAUAUUUAGGGUUUUUCGAAGCAGUUUCACCAGGGACAUACAGGAAUUUAGCAAAAUGCUACAAUUCGACUAUCCUGCUGAGCUCCAGAUCUCUGCUGGCUGCGAGGUGUACCCUGGGAAUGGCUCAGAAAGCUUUCUGCAAGUAGCAUAUCAAGGAGAAUAUAUCCUGUGUUUCCAGGGUUAUUCUUGGGAGGCAGCCCCAGAUGCUCCGGCUUGGAUAAAGUUGGUCAUCAAAGUGAUCAAUGAAGACCAAGGGACAAUAGAAAUAGUGCAGAAGCUCCUCAAAGACACCUGUCCCCAGUAUGUCAGAGGUCUUAUAGAGGCAGGAAAAUCAGAACUGGAGAAGCAAGUGAAGCCCAAGGCCUGGCUGUCCAGUGGUCCCAGUCCUGAGCCUGGCCAUCAGCGGCUGGUGUGCCACGUCUCUGGCUUCUACCCAAAGCUUGUGUGGGUGAUGUGGAUGCGAGGUGAGCAGGAGCAGCUGGACACCCAGAAAAGUGACAUCAUGCCCAAUGCUGAUGAGACCUGGUAUUUCCGAGCAACCCUGGAUGUGGCGGCUGAGGAAGAUGCAGCAGGCCUGUCUUGUCGAGUGAAGCACAGCAGUUUGGGAGGACAGGACAUUGUCCUCCACUGGGAUAGGAGCCACACAUCUGUGACCAACAUUGUCUUGGGAGUGCUGGCAUUUCUGGUCUUCCUUGGGUUCCCUCUAGGCUUAAUCUUGUGGUUUAGGAGACGCCGCUCCUAUCAGGAUAUACUGUGAUUCUCCUGGCCAUGUCUGCCCCUCUGCAACUCAGGACCUCUAGUUCCCAGGACUUCAUUCCUGGUCUGCUCAGGAAUUGAGGAUGAAGAAGUGAAGAAUACUUAUGGCAUCCUUUAAACCCCAGUCAUAAAGGAACUGGAGUUCUUUUUGACUAUGGAAAUUUAUAGGCCCAAGUGGUUUUUGUACAAACAGAAGUGCGAACUCAGAUGCCUACCAGAAUCAAGCAGACAAGGACUAGAGUGUAAGUGCCUGUGGUUCUGAGCUGGAAAGCACACAUCCUGUCCUAACGUAGUAGCUGCAGUGGUUUGUUGCAGGCACAAAGUCAACCCUGGUUUGGUUGUAACCUGCGUUUGUCAAGAAAACAAACUGCAUUUUUUUCCCCCCUGACAUACUUACA